Messenger RNA from Porites lobata, 8411 nucleotides. NCBI's taxonomy places the organism in Eukaryota, Metazoa, Cnidaria, Anthozoa, Scleractinia, Poritidae. The record is from the annotation of a GenBank genome assembly.
AGCUGAUACGACAAUCUUGAACAAACUAGACGGAAAUUUCUACCCCCUUCUCCCCACAUCGCGCCAUUUUUCCCAGCUGUGAUUUGGCAUUCCCGCGGCUCUUGAUUGCCGUACGUUGGCGGAAGUCAUCAAACGCACUUGAUCACAGUCACGUGUCACCUCUCACGGAGAAAGGAACACGCACGUAAUCAAGAUGGCGCUCGCGAGAGCUUCACGCGCAAUUUAUGACUUUUAACAUUUUGUUCUUUGACAAUGGAAAGUUGACACAGAAGGCCUGAGGAUUCUGUCAAGGUAGUCAGGUAAAAAUUAUAUUGUUUUUUGUUAAGAAAAUAUAACCGAAAAUGUGUAACCUGUGGGAAAUCACGGAGUACUACUGAACUACUCUUUGUUUAGCUGAAUGUUUUUUACAAAAAAUUUGAAAAAUAAAGCUUUUUAGUGCCUGAUCAGGGAAUAAGAUAAAUUCAAUUGUUGCUUGACUAAGUCCAUGGUUUUAAGUAAAUGUAGGCUCGAGCCUGGUAAUAAUUUUCUAUACUUUUUUUUUCUAUGUGAAUGUAGGGUGAUGCUUCAUCAAUAGCAUAUUUAGACUAGUGCAUAGGUGUUAUUUUAUUAAGAUAAUAGUGUAUUCAAAACAGCUGACAAACUUAAGAAGCUGUGCCUUUAGCGAAAUGUUAUUUUAAAGCAUGAUAAUGUGACACGUUGUUAAAACAAUACUAUUAUGCAAAAUAAUGCAUGAAAAUUAUGAUCUCGAUCAGAGUGUAAUUUACCAAUUUAUAGUUUUCCAGAAAGAGGCCCUGCCAGGGGGGGGUCCCAUUUCACCCGUCUAAAUUUUAAAACGUCUCGUGUCAGUGGUUAUAAAUGCUUGUCGCUUAUUGUUGGCUUUGCCGUCACUGUCACAAUUUGGCCGAGGGAGGUUGUCUCUUGUCGCGAUUUCAUUUUACGCGCUGUCGCUACUUUUUGGGCCAUGUCGGUUGUCGGAAUUUACCCUGGCAGGGCCUCCAGAAACAUGUGGAAGAAUAGCCAUGGCAUCCUUUGCCUGAAAGAAGCGCAAGACAGCCUGCCAAGCAAGCUGGUUCUUUACGGAGCACCGAAUCCAAAACACAAAAGUAUAGGCGCGUCAAUUCUUAGACACUGUGCAAUAUCGAAACCAUUACUUUCAAGUUCACAAGAGUCAGUGGUGCUCUAUUGUUUUAUUAUGCAAAUGUUAAAGUAAGUGAUGUGCAAGGCAAUAACAAAUGCUGCGUGCACCAUAAUUCAUUGACUUGAUGAUCACUGAUGACAGGAUAAUUGUCACUUAGCCAAUGGUAAAUUGCUUUUUUGGAGAAAUCAAGUUCCAUUUUCUUCCAUAGUUGAUAGAUGUCUAGAGACCGUCUGUUAUCUCAGUUAUCCACCCCCACCCUAUUGUGUGCUAGCAGUCACUCUGUGAUCUUGAACAAGAAAAUAAGAGGUCUGUGAACAGGCUAGCUAUUUCGUAUUAUGGAACCAAUGAAGAGUAUACAGCUGAAGUUUCAUUUGUUUGUUUGUCUGUCUGUCUGUCCAUUAGACUGCAAAACAGCCCAUAUUUUUGUGUUCAAGUACGCAUGAAAAGCGAAACAAAAGGUCUGGAGUGAGGCUGGAAACGGAAAGCGAGACUGGGGAGAGACACUAAAACUACAGACUGGCUGUUUUCCAUACGUUAUAUUCGUUUGAAUGACCCGCUUUUUUCUCUCUCCUCACACUCCCUUUGGGCAUGGGAGGCUCGCACGCUUGGCGCGCAUGAGGCUCUUACGCUGCACUAAACCAAUUUUGAGGUAAAAAACCAACUGUUUUGCAGUCUAUCCGUUCGUCUGUCCAGUGAUUCAUCCAUCUAUCCAUCCAUUGUAUUACUUAAGGUUUCACUGUCUUUUAUUUGUUUUUAGUAAUGUGGAUCACUUGGUUUAAACCUCAGCUUCCUGACUCCUGCAACCUGAGUGAAAAAUUUAACAUGUAAUAUUUUUCUACUAGUAUUAAGGACAAAAUUGGUACUGGUGACUACAAGAGUUAAUUAAUGAUAAAUUGAACACAAUUUUUGCAGUAGAAUGAACAACCCAAGAAAUUAAAAAAGAACCUGAAAAAAAAUCAGGCUUGACCAGCAGGAAUUGAGAGUUUAAUUACAGUGCAUAAAUAGAUUAAUAAUGUAUGAUAUUUUGUUGAUGCAUGUCAAAAUAUCACUUCAUUGCUGAAAUAGCUACAGUGUGUACCAGAGGUUUUUAUAUCUGAAACACAUCUUAUAUAGUUUCUGUUAUCCUUUCUUUUUUCUCUAGUUUUUCCUGUUGCUGCAAAUUCAACACUUGAAGGCCCAGUUGUAGGAUAAUGAUGGGAAGAGGCUGUUGGCCUUUAACUGUGGAACCAGUUAUAUUUCUUACCUUUUUUUCAACAACCCUAGUUGAUGUGAUAACACAAAAGUAUAUCUACACAACACUUACACAUAAGGCAGAUACAAGUGAAGAAGGGUUUUGUGAGAAACUGAACUGCUACAACAGUUCAGACUUAGAACAUGUUGGACGUGGGAUUCUGUGCUCAUCAUCCACAGAUUAUUGGCUGCUUUUUAUAAAUUUGGCAUCCCUUCUUCUAGCAAUACCAUCAACAAUAAUUUUUGGAACAUGGAGUGAAACAGAAGGACGUAAAAUUGUGCUUGUUGCCUCUCUGUUAGGCAUUGCAUUACGUGUGGCUCUAGUUUUUAUCAUCAUUCACUUUCAGGAGCCACUUUAUUUUUUUGUAAUUGUGAGUCUAAUGACAAGUGCACUGGGCUAUAGCACCAGUCUAAUGUCAUCUUGUAUGGCUUAUGUUGCUGACAUUACAAGCAGAGGACAAAGAACCUUCAGAAUACUUUUCCUGGACAGUGCUGCUGGUAUUGGAAUUGGCUUAGCCUACUUUGUUUGUGGUUUCUACUUAGAACGUAUUUGGUUUUAUCAUUUGCUCUGGCUUGGUAUAGCUGCCUGCAUCACGAAUAUUAUAUACAUUGUGUUUUACUUGGAGGAAAGCCUUCUCCUUCCUGGUUUUUAUGGGUCAAGUACAAUAUUUAGUUGUCAGGACUUUCUCGAAAUUUGCAGAGUAUUUACACAUGAGCCUGGAAAUGGACGUAGGUGGCGCUUACUUACCUAUGUCGCUUCCUUUGUAGUUGCAGGAAUAAUUUUUAUAGGAACAAACAGUCUAUUAAUUUUACAUGCCCAAACUUCACUUUGUUUUUCAAUGGUUUUGACUGGCUAUUUAGGUGGAGCUCUUUGUUUACGCUAUAUAUCAAGUUUGGUCAGUGUCAAACUGUUUCAAAGUGUUCUAAAAGCUUCAAAUAAUUGGAUCAUUGAGGCUGGACUAGUGUCUUUAUUCGCUGGCUUGAUUUUAGCCUCAUUAAACACUUCAGCUCGCUUAACUUUUAAUGGUAAGUUCAAACUGCUAUUAAUUUUUUUUCACAUUUUAACUUAACAUAACAGUUUUUGGUCAACUCCUUUGUCAGGGGGUGGAUCUAGGGGGAGGGUGCAGGGGGUGCACACCCUCCCCUGAGAUGACCUGCGGUUUUCCAAUACAAGUGGUAUUCUGCAAAGUAGAGCAAGAGACAAGUGCACCCCCUCCUAGAAAAAAUCCUGGAUCCACCCCUGUUUGUAUUGACCUGCAGUCAAGAUGAAGAAAAAUAAUUUAAUAUGCUUAUGACACAUUUUGACUUUAACCCUUUAAGUCCCAAUAGUGCUCAAAAUCAAUUUUCUCCUAACGAUAUCCAUAGACUAUCAUGAGCAAAGUCUAUGAGAAUUAACAAAAUGAUCACAAAGAGAAAAAUAUUGAUAUUUUACCAAAUUCUCUCUACUAAUUCUUCAAGGAAAUGUAUGGAGAUCAGUUUGGAGAAUUUGUAUGUGGAUAUUGGGACUUAAAGGGUUAAAUUCAAUGAGAGGGUCAUAAGACCUAAGGAGUGCACCCACCCCACCCCUUGCUAAAAAAUAGGUUCAUGAAGACACACUGGACUCUUAGAGCAUUCUGGGGGAAGAAAUUAAAGCUCUUUUUGUGAAAAAAAAGAUUUUAAGGCAUGUUUUGGAACGUAAAAGCAUUGCCAGCACUAAUCAGGUCACAAUUGGGAACAAAUACAUCAAAGUUAGGACUUAAGGUACUUUAGCCCUUGAUUAAACUACUUAAGUAAAGGGACGUACUAGACACUUUGUUGUAAGGUUAAUUCUCAAUUUGAACACUCAACGGUGAGGGUAACGAAAAAGAGGAAAUCCAAACAAGAAGGUGUGAGAAGACUGUAGUUGAAAGGAUAAGGGAACGUGGUGAUGAAAAAAAAUAAUAAUGAAAGAAUUGCCAUUAUAAAAUUUAUUUUAUACUCUUCUAUUUUUUCUUUAUUCUCAGUGCCUGCCCUUCAGUUAUUGGGUGUCUUACCUCAAUCAGUUAUGAAAGCUACUUUAUCUAAGCUAGUUGAACCUCAGGAACAAGGUAAUAACCAACUCGAAAUAAAGUAAGAUGCUCCUACAUAAUGAAUUAUAAUUGUACUAGUAGGCUUACCCUGUUUACUUGCAUAGGCCCCGUCACUGAUAAGGCGCCUAAGUCCCGAUGCAAUCAAAAUCAAAAGACGUUUCUGGUAGUUACUGCAAAUAAUAUAAUAGUGAUGUUAACAAUUCUUUGUCGCAUCCAACUUUCAAAUAAAUGCUGCCCUCGAAUAAGCACCACAUUAGAUGCAUGAAAAAUUUAAUAAGUGCUGCAGCACUUAUUUGAGGAAAUAUGGUAUACCCAGGGGGAGGCUUACAAAAUGACACAAUUAAUAAUAAAAAGCAAUUUUAAACCAAUAGCAAAAGGUACCUCAUUUUAUCUACAGUGAAAAAUUCAAAUGCAACUGGAGCAUAUAGCUAGAUAUGUACAGAUAAGGUGCCUUUAAUCAAGAGGGCUAUAUUUGUGAGCAGGGGCCUCUGGGUUUUACGUUAGUUUAGCUUUUUUACAUAUUUUUUUCCAUGGCAAUUCAUUGAGUUGCACAUUAAGCAAGUUGGCUGGAUAUAUAUUGAGCUAAUAUUUUAUUUUUUCCUUACAUUUUCAUGAAAAUGACUUACACAUGGUGCAUUAAAACUUGUAACUAACAUGUAAAUUUUACCUAAUUUUCCAGGUAUCCUGUUUGCAAUUUUAGCUUGUUUGGAGAGUGCAUCAAAUGUCUUUGGAGUGUUUGUUUUCAGGCGCUUAUAUGAUAUCAUGCCACUUUCUCGUUUGUCGUUUGUCAUUGGGGCUCUUUUACUGAUUGUUCCUGUUGUACUUGUUGGGUAAGUGUUAGUUAUGAUGUAAAGACCAUGUUGUCAAGCUGCAUUCCCCCACAUAUAAACUUUGGCUCAGUUGCUUAAAGGCUGGAUAGCACUAUCCCCGCAAUAAAUAACAAGAACCCUCUUAUUGUUGGCGUUAAGUCUCACUUGCUUUGAGAUUAGAUGAGAAAUGAGGAGGCAAUUAAUUCUAGACAAGACAGGGCUAUUUAUAAUUACACUAAAAAAGGUUUUUUAACACAUCCUACUUUAAAAUAAACCGCAUGCCAAGACUCAUUUGCAUUCUUCAGGAUAUUUGCUAAUGAAGAUUAAAGUUAUCAACUCAUGGACCAACCUGUUCCGGAAAAGCUCUAAAUUGCAUUUAUUAAUCUUUACUAAGCUUUAUACAACACAUGCGUGGCUUUGGUCUUGCAAUGAUUCUUAUUCCCAGUUUCCACGGUCUCCGCUAGGAACGCCUGGGACCCCAACCACCCUUUUGUGUCCUGAAUACGAAGAAAAGUCUCACAGCUUACUCAAGUGAGACUAAAUGUUACUAUCCAGAGGAUAAAUCUUAGGGAACACACAUGCCCCAUCUGUUGGAUAGAGAUCAGAUUUAUCUGGUGGAUAGUGUUAUCCACCUUUUGAAUGGCUAGACCCUUUAAUGUAAGGAUAUCCCAGUUUGGUUUGAAAAUGGUGUAACAGUAUAUAUGUACAUAGCAGUGAUUUUGUUACAAAUAGUUGUGGUGAGUCCUGGGAUCGACCCAUCUUGUGAAAAAUCAUGAGUCCCAGUCCAGAACCAAUGAGUCUCAGUUAAAAAAAAAAAAUGAGUUCCUGGGUCUUUUGUAACCACACAUUUACUCUGAGGACAGACUCCAAAACUCUUUAUUACAGUUUACUGAAAUAAAAAUAUACUGCUUCUAUUGCAAAGCACAACCAAGACUAAAAGAAAUAGGCGUUGUUCAACGACAGCCACAGACAACACACUAACAGGAUAUUCUACAAAAACAUCUUCAGAUCAAUCAAUCGAUCUUUGCAUCCUGUGGGAUGCAUACCAUAAAUUAUUUUGUGUCUUUGGGAUUUUUAUUUAUUAGGGACGCAAGUCACUGCAGUAGUCUCCGCAUCCAAUGUAUAAACUGUAUAAUAAUAUUUAUUGUUUUUUACCGUUUGCUCUUUCAGGUUUGUUCAGAAAAAUGAGAGUCCCACUACAGAAAUUCUUCUUUUUUCUAACGAGAGGUCUUCAGAGUCUGAUUUUGGGCGGCAGUGCACCAUAAGCAGCAGAGCUAAUCACUUUCCUGUGUUGAACUCAGUAGAUCUUAAUGGUUAUGAUUAUAUUCCUAGUGGUGAAAUGUAAAUUGACAAGAGUUAUGCCGCCUAGGCAGUUUUAGUUAGGGGUGAAGUGGGGAGGGGGCUGGGGGUGUGUUGAGGCCUGUAGAGUUCAUUCAGAUUGCAGUGCAUAGGUUACAGAUGGCAUUUAAGGGUCAGAUUUGGGGAACAGGUGAGAAAUUCUUCAAAUUUUUCCCUUUCAAAAUCAAGGAUGGCAGCUGCAUAAAUGCUGAGUGUUCACAAAUAUACAUACAGCACAGGCUGAGUACAGGGCUCAAACACACACCUUUCUAUGCCCAUUUGGUUAACUGUGGCAUCUUUGGCUGUUACUUUGUUUAGUUUUUUAAGCAAACAAAAAUAACUGUUAUUUUAAUGAUGACUGGGCAGUGCUAACACUGAUUAAACAAAAAUUUAUUUUUUACUCUUUUUAAGGGAAAUGCUGUAAGAAAUUGUGUAUGCUGUUUAUUAGCUAAAAUAAUAAGAUUUUUAUUAUUUGAGUUUCUACCAAGUUGCAUGUCUGUGAAGCUCUUAAUGCUGCAGCAAAAAACGAAUUUUAUUUAUUUGAAGGUUUUAGCUACUAGAGGGAGUAAGAGAUUUUCGUACAAGCAUCACCCGAAACCAAGGGAAAACAAAGGAAAAAAAUCUGAACCAAAAAUAAAAAUGGACCAAGUGUUUUCCCCUUGUUCCAUGCUUGUCAACUACAAAUGUAAGUGGUCACCUUGGGAAAAGUGACAGCUUAAAACAAGUUUAUUGUUGGAUACAGGCUUAGCCUGCAAGCAAGCUCUCCUAUUGGGGCAAGCGAAGCAAGCCUUGCGAGAACGUGCGAUCGAUGCCCCUUGUGGCUUGGCCGCUCGCUCGAGCAUUCUCGCGAGACUCGCUUCACUCGCCCAAAUAGGAAAGCUUGCUCGCAGGCUAAUACAGGCUCAAACAGACUAAAAGUUCAUCAUUGAAAAUAUUAAUAAACUCUUUCACUCUUUAUGGUAACAUGAUUUGCCAUUAAAUUAGCUUUUAAAUCUUUGGAUGAAAUCCUAUGAUGUCUCCAUUCAAUUGAAACUUCUCUGGCAGAUCUCUUACAUAAUACUAUUUAUUCUUAUUUAUACCUUUUUUGGAAAUUUUUACUUCGGUGACCUUUAGGAGUGAAAAGUUUAGGAUGGUAACAAGGAGUGGUAUUUCAGUUGUGAUUUUAUAAAUUAAUAUUCAAGGGUUUUCUAUUUUUCUUUUGCCAAAUGGAAAUCAAAGACAUAACUGAUCUUGACAGGCCAAACAAUUGUAGUCAGAGCACUGGUCAACCUUGUUCCCAGGGUUCUCUCCUACCCGUCCCAUCUGAGAGAGAUGGGUAGGAGAGAGAACCUGGGAACAAGGUUCAGCAGUGGUAUGGUUACCUCAUAACAAAGUGACCAAUAAUUAAUAGGUAUAGGAGAUGAUAAUUAUUAUCAUAAAAUAACGUGAUAUCCCUUAUGCCUUGUCUGUUUCAGAUAUGAAGCUCUAAGAACAUUGUUUACUUUGUACAUGUAUUUCCUUCAUGAACUGUUUAAAAAAUGGGGAUUACUUUGAUUGCCUUCGUAUUCAUGUUUAAACGAACUUGUUAUUAGAUGCGCACAGAUGUGGUGCAAAUUUUUUUCCCUUUGCUUUUGGGUAUGGUAAUGUAGGAUUAUUGAGAAACAGGAAGAUAAAAUAACAACCAAGGAUAAGAUUAAACCACAUCAUACGCCAAUGAAGAUGUUACAACUUAUUAUUAGAAAUUCCAUUAUGUACUGCUAGUUUCCCGACGUUUUCUUUAAUAAAAAAGAUCUAGUCCGCUAGGUGUGGUACGGGGAUACAGUAACGUAUAAGGGCCUGUUUACAUGGAGGUGGGGGACCCUAGGUAGG